Molecule: messenger RNA, 2654 nt
Organism: Mizuhopecten yessoensis (Yesso scallop)
Lineage: Eukaryota; Metazoa; Mollusca; Bivalvia; Pectinida; Pectinidae
Product: RPA-interacting protein A-like
Exons: 8
Coding region: 133-837 (234 amino acids)
Biological process (GO): protein import into nucleus
Cellular component (GO): nucleus
Source: RefSeq, a predicted model, not a curated record
UUUGUGUGUGUACUGUAGGGGAAGUAACUUCAAUUGUUUGCCUAAUUACUGCCAAAUAGGAACGCGCGAAAGAACUUCACACACGAAUCAGACGAAAUCAAAGAAAGAUUCCUGAGUUUGAGUCCUGUGAACAUGUCCAGCCCAGCUCAGAAGGUGACCAGGAACCACCGUGAAAUGUAUAAAGCUAAAACACCUCCAUGGAAAGAAACAUACAGAAAGAGGUGCCUGGAGAGGUUGAGACAAAGCAGAGAAAAACUACAGGCGAAAUUUAGAAAGUUGGGGGAUAUUGACACCAACAAGACGGAAGAUGACACAUUCAUUAACGACCUAAUGAAAGACGAGCUACAGGGCAUGAAAGAGUCAUUGAAGAACCCUGCAUCACAAUCAGCAGAGGUUGAUGACUUUGAUAUUGGCGACCUCACAACAGACAUUGAUAAUGUGUUGUCUUUGUUUGAAGACAUACAAGCAGAGCUCAAACUAGAAGAGCUGAAGUUGAUAGAAGAAUUUGAAAGAUACGAAUCAAGUUUGAAAAUGGAAGAAGCCAAUUUGUGUAGUGCCAUUGAAAAGCUGUGUACAGAAGAAGUUAUUUGUCCAGUUUGUCAGAAAAGUCCUUUAUUGAUCAACAAAUCUGUGAUAUUUUGUCAGUGUGGAAUGAGAGUGAACACAGAGGAGGACUGUCUGACUUUGGUGCAUGUGAAGCACCUACUGGAGGAAGGGAUGAUGGGUCACACAGCUGUGUGUGAAGGUCAGGCAAUCUUUGCUGUCGUACAGGAUCUAGGCCCUCAGAACCUUCUCAUGUCAUGCAAGUCCUGUGAUUGGAUGUCAAUCAUCAUAUGAAUGAUCUCCGAAGGUUGAUGACGAAAUGUUUAAAAGAUCUGGAACAAUUUUCCUUGUCAAUAAUUAGGGACAAGAGAAAAUAUUGUUGUAUGAAGAUAAAAAGAUUAUGUCAAUUCGGUGGUCCUGUUGAUAAUUUCCUCAGGAGAGUUAUUGUAAGGUGAAGAUACAGCGGUGUUCAUGGCACUGACUUUAUCUCUGACAUCAGACAUCAGUCUCAAGUAGAAGGAUGUGCUGGGCAAUGCCGUCAAUAUCUCUGAGAGUCUUCAAACAUGUGAGAAUAUUAUAACACUGGGAGAGACUGGAUGGGCGAUGCUGUCAAUAUCUCUGAGAGUCUUAAAACAUGUGAGAAUAUUAUAACACUGGGAGAGACUAGAUGGGCGAUGCUGUCAAUAUCUCUGAGAGUCUUCAAACAUGUGAGAAUAUUAUAACACUGGGAGAGACUGGAUGGGCGAUGCUGUCAAUAUCUCUGAGAGUCUUCAAACAUGUGAGAAUAUUAUAACACUGGGAGAGACUGGAUGGGCGAUGCUGUCAAUAUCUCUGAGAGUCUUCAAACAUGUGAGAAUAUUAUAACACUGGGAGAGACUGGAUGGGCGAUGCCGUCAAUAUCUCCGAGAGUCUUCAAACAUGUGAGAAUAUUAGAACACUGGGAGAGACUGGAUGUACAGGUCAUUGCUACCACUAGCUUGCUCACCAGAAGUCGGAACAGAGGAAAAGUUACAUAAACUUAUUUGUUGUAUACAGUAAGCCUGGCUGAGAUAAUGAUUUCUCCCUCAAUGACUAUAUGUUUCUUUUUGGAUUGUGUUUUUUGUUCCCUUUGUCUUUCAUUGAUAUUUUGUUAUUUGUUUCAAACAUUUGCUGUGAACUGUAGUUUUUUAACCAGGGCAGCUCAGGUUAUCUGUAUGUGUGUUGUUUGUCAUUCCUUGUCACAUGCUCAUUUGACUGGUUUGAAAUUAGAUAAAAGAUAAGUAGUGCUUAUAAAUAUGUUUUCAAUUGUGUAUUUGCCAUGCCAUUAAAUGAAUGUGAUAUUAGAAAAAACGAUUUAUACAUUUUGGAUAUAUAAUUUAUCACCAUUGAUCCAUGUUUUACUAGUCAAUCCUCAUUCCACUUGUAUCAAUAUACAUGUAAAUAUAUUUGUUGAAGUGUAGGAUAUCACACAAAUAAGUUUAUUCACAUGUAUAAUCAAAGAGCUUCAACAAAUAGGUUAUAUUUGUACAUAAACAUAAGAUUUGAUAUAUUCAUAAUCAUCUCUCACAAUUUAUAAGUCUGGAAUAUACUUAACACAUAUAUUAAAGAAAAAUAACUUUUUUUUUGUGUCAAACGCAAAACAUUAUCUUAUGCAUGUAACAUAUUGAAAAGUAUUGUGAAGCUACACAGCAUCAUGUUAUUUAACAGUGAUAGAAGAGAAAAAACAUGGGCAGGGAGUGAUGAGUUAUACUGGUAGCAGUUAUUGAAUAUAAAUUUUAAUAUAUAUGUACAAUUACCUGUGCAACUUGCAACCUACCAAAAAGUACCUUUAUUCUAUACAUUGCAUUGAUACAAUGUAAAAUUGAAUGAGAAAUCUGAAAUCUGAGAUUAUUUGAAAUGUGAAAUUGUAUUGUGAAGUAAACAAUACUCAUAAUUGACUAAACUACAAUGAUACUACACUGCAGUACUCUAUAUUUGAUAAAUGUUGUUGUAUUCCAUAGUGCAUAUGACUUAAGUGAACUAUUAACAGAAACAUUACAUGAUAUAUAUAUAUAUACAAGUGAAUAAAAGAAUUGUAUCUGAUGUGUGCCACACAUGUUGAACAUGUUCUAAUAAAUUAUUGUUUGUUGAAU